Condylostylus longicornis is the source of this 2985-nucleotide messenger RNA. RefSeq names its product mismatch repair endonuclease PMS2 (gene Pms2). Gene Ontology annotation, biological process: mismatch repair. NCBI's taxonomy places the organism in Eukaryota, Metazoa, Arthropoda, Insecta, Diptera, Dolichopodidae. The transcript has a single exon. Bases 73 to 2985 code for a protein of 970 amino acids. Gene Ontology annotation, cellular component: MutLalpha complex. Gene Ontology annotation, molecular function: ATP-dependent DNA damage sensor activity; ATP hydrolysis activity; mismatched DNA binding. The record is from RefSeq and is a predicted model, not a curated record.
GUUAUUUAUUUCUAUAUAGGUCCCGCUAAAUUUGUCAGAAAUUUAAAAAUAAAAUUUUUCUAGAAAUUAAGUAUGAGUUUUGAAUUGAACUCAGAAGAUGUCGAAAUUCCACCACCAACAAUAGAGGAAUCAAAAGAAAUUAAAGCAAUUAAUAAAGAAACCGUUCAUAGAAUAUGUUCUGGUCAAGUGGUUUUAAGUUUGGCUAUAGCUGUAAAAGAACUUGUUGAAAAUUCCAUAGAUGCUGGUGCUACAGUGAUUGAAGUAAAAUUAAAAGAACAAGGCUUAGAGUAUGUUGAAGUUUGCGAUAAUGGACAUGGUGUUAGGGAAGAGGAUAUUAAAGGAAUGACCGCAAAGUAUCAUACUUCUAAAAUUAAAGAAUUUUCUGAUUUAAAUGAAGUUGCAACAUUUGGUUUUCGCGGCGAAGCCUUAAGUUCUUUGUGUGCUUUAUCAGAUAUGAAAGUUAUUACAAAACAUAAAUCAAGUCCUGUUGGAGUAAGUUUCGAAUUGGAUCAUGAGGGCCAAAUAAGAAAUAAGUCAGUAUGUCCACGAGAAGUGGGAACCACAGUAACGCUAUCUAAUCUUUUUUCGACUUUACCAGUGAGAAAACGAGAGUUUUCAAAAAACAUUAAGAAAGAGUUUGCUAAAAUGUGUCAAAUUCUUCAAGCUUAUUGUCUUGUUUCAAAAGGAAUCAAAAUUAUGUGCUCGAAUAUUUCAGAUAAAGGGCGGAAAACAAAUUUUCUAUCUACUCAAGGUUCUCAUUCUGUACUUGACAAUAUAGUUGCAAUAUUUGGAUCAAAACAAUCGUCGGAAUUAGUGGUAUUGAAACCACCAUUGUUAAAUGAUGAAAAAUUCUGUGAAGAUUCCUUUUUAGAAGUGGAAGAUGUAUCAAAUUCAAGUUUACAAAUUCUUAAAGGCGAUAUCGAAAAACUAAAUAAUAUUAAUUUUGAAAUUGAAGGAUGGAUUUCUAGUUGCAGUCAUGGUAGUGGAAGAAGUUCAAAGGAUCGACAGUACUUCUUUAUAAAUUCCAGGCCAUGUGAUAAUAAAAAUUUAUCGAAAUUGGUAAAUGAAAUUUACCACAGAUAUAACGUUAAUCAAUAUCCAUUUGUUUUUCUUAAUUUAAAAUUAAAUCGUUCUGAUGUUGAUGUCAAUGUAACUCCUGAUAAACGCCAACUUUUCUUAAAUAAUGAAAAAAUUUUAUUACUUGCUGUUAAGAAAUCUUUGCUUAACACAUUUGGAAAUAUUCCUUCCACGUACAAAAUUCAAAAUUCUACGUUGUUAGACUUUAACAUUAAAAGCCAUUCAAAUGAACCAAAAGACGAAGAAGAUUUAUUUAAAGAGUCUACCUCCCAAAAUUUUAUGCAAAAAUUGUCACAAUGGAAACUCUCUGGUUCUACGGACAGUAUAUCUAAACCGCUAAUUACAACCAAACGUAAAACAAUCGACGAAAUUCAGCAAAGAACUUUCAAAUUACGCAAAAUUCAAGAUUUUUUAUCUCAACAGCCUUCGAUAUCUACAAAAGAAUCAUUUGCAAGUUAUAAAUCCGAUGAAGAUGUUUCGGAGGAUGAAAAACAAAUAGACAGUUCGGGUUUGAAUAAUUCCGUAAAUAUAAAUAUGCUGCGCGAAGAGUCAAAAGAGUAUGAUUUUUUAUUAAAAAAUUCAAACGAUUUAGAAUCCUCAGAGACAGAAUCAACUACUGCAACAAAAACAAUCAAUGUCGGAAAAAAUGUAAUUGCAAAUUCGUCUCCUGAGGAAAUGGUUGCAAAGAUUAGUUGUAAGAAUGUUCCAAAGAAAAAUGAUUUAGAAGAAAAUCUUUUAUUUGAGAAGAAAGUAUACAAAGAUACAAAUGAAAUUUCAAAUUCAACUCCUGAUGAAAUGAUUAAACAAGAUAAGAGUAAGAAUGUUUUAAAGAUAAAUGAUUCAGAAGAAAAUUUGUUUUUUGAGAAAGAAAUGGAUAAUGAUACAAAUGAAAUCGCACAAUCAUCUGAAGAAAUUAUUACACAAAAUAGUUAUGAGAAUGUUUCAAAGAAAAACGAUUCGGAAGAAAGCCUUUUAUUUCAGAAAGAUAUAAAUAAUGAAUCCGAAAAUUCUAUUUAUCCUAGUCAAUCAACAUUAAAUUCAUCUCAAGAUUCUGUAAUAUGUUUAAAAAAUGAUGUGGUAACUAUAGAACUAGACGAGGCAACAAGCGACACCAGUAUUGAAAUUGAAGCAAACAGUUAUAUUGAAACAUCUAUUGAAGAAAUUAGAAAAUUAGCUCUUGCAGAAGAUGAGUUUCUACAUUCAUCAAAUUCUAGGUCAAAUUUGUCCCGGUUAAAGUUCAAAAGUGAAAUCAAUCCCACUAAAAAUAAAACAGCUGAAGAAGAAUUGGAUAAAGAAAUAACAAAAGAUAUGUUCAAUAAAAUGGAAAUAAUAGGGCAAUUCAACUUGGGUUUUAUAAUUGUGAAGCUCGAUGAUGAUCUGUUUAUAAUUGAUCAACAUGCCUCCGAUGAAAAAUAUAAUUUUGAGGAUCUUCAAAAAACUGUUGUAUUACAAAGUCAAACUUUAACGGUACCACAGCGUUUAGAGCUUACAGCUAUAGAUGAAAUGGUUUUGAUAGAUAAUAUGAAAAUUUUUGAAGCAAAUGGAUUUAAAAUUCAUGUAGAUGCUGAUGCCUUACCAACUAAAAAGCUAAAAUUAAUAGCGAAGCCUUUUAGUAAAAAUUGGCAUUUUGGAAUAGAGGAUAUAUCUGACAUAUUGUUUAUGUUACAAGAUGCACCACCUGACACGAUGGUAAGACCAUCAAAAGUUCGACAAAUGUUUGCAUCAAGAGCUUGUCGCAAAUCAAUAAUGAUUGGUCAAACGUUAAAUAAAUCAACUAUGAAACGAUUGGUAAAUCAUAUGGGUGAAAUUGAACAUCCUUGGAAUUGCCCUCACGGAAGACCUACAAUGAGGCAUUUAAUAAAUUUGGCAAUGAUAGAAACGGAAAAUAGUGAUGACAAUGAAGAUUAG